This is a messenger RNA of Aspergillus uvarum CBS 121591, 1379 nucleotides long. RefSeq names its product S-adenosyl-L-methionine-dependent methyltransferase. The transcript is spliced from 2 exons. The coding region runs from base 499 to 1347 and encodes 282 amino acids. Gene Ontology annotation, molecular function: S-adenosylmethionine-dependent methyltransferase activity. The record is from RefSeq and is a predicted model, not a curated record. NCBI's taxonomy places the organism in Eukaryota, Fungi, Ascomycota, Eurotiomycetes, Eurotiales, Aspergillaceae.
AGAGUUUACGGUCUCUCACUUCCGGCUACCUUUGCUGAAUCAACGGUGGCGAUUCUCACUUGAUAUGGGCACUUGCAGAAAUAUUGACUCUGUUCUGUGGCAAAGAGGUCAGACGAUCGUGUCUCUACAUCAUGCGUUAGAGGCUCAGGAGGCAUAGGGCGAUCGGUUUACAUCAGAUCUCCCAUUGAUCUGCAACAGAUAGAUGCACUUCGACAAGACUGGGAUACCCUGGGGUGUGCCCCCAAAGUCAAUUGGAAGACAUCAUCGGGGACCAGAAGCGCGAAGUCGCCGUCCAAGGAUAUCCCACUUCUAGAGACUACGAAUGAUGUGAAUAUCCGAGGUCCGUUGAUAGCCAGGGUGUCUUUUAGACAUAUAAGUUGGCUCUUUUUGACCCGUCACCUAUCUUCGUCGGCAUCAAGAACCGACACCGAACCACGAAGCAACAGAGUGAUAAUCCAGACAUACAACCACCUUUUCCUUCUUCCUUCUCAUAUCAAAAUGACGCAAGCUGGUACCCCUCUUACUCAAGAAAACACCUCUCGACUAUUCAAGCAUUUCAGUGGUGAGGGACCCCCCGCCAACGACCGUUGGGCGGCCUUGUGGGAUGCGGGUGACUUCCUGCCCUGGGACCAGGGAAUUCCUAACCCAGCGCUCGUGGACCUGUUUGGCACCCGUCAGGAUCUCUUGGGUGUCUCUGCCUUCAUCGAAGACGAGACAGGGGAACGGCGUCGGAAGCGUGCCUUGGUCCCCGGCUGCGGGCGUGGCUACGAUGUCCUUCUCCUGUCCAGCCUAGGCUAUGACGCCUAUGGCCUCGAAGUGUCAAGCAAGGCCGUGGACGCGGCAAGGGCCUGGGCGGACGAACACUUGGCUGAUUAUCCCGUCCAUGAUGAGAGUAGUGGCCGUGGCAAGGCCAGAUUUGUCCUAGGAGACUUUUUCUCAGAUGACUGGAUAACCCAAGCGGAUGGCCAUGACAAAUUUGACUUCAUCUACGACUAUACCUUCUUCUGCGCCCUCAGUCCAGAUCUUCGCUCUGCCUGGGCCAAGCGAUACUGGGAACUGCUUUCCACGCACCCUGAAAGCCUGAUCGUCUGCGUCGAGUUCCCCACCACCAAGAAGUUAUCCGCGGGGGGCCCGCCCUAUGCCUCUCCAUCAUCGGUGUAUCUGGCACACCUAGGCCAUCCUGGGCAGGAGAUCACCUAUGACGUCGACGGAAGCCCCUCGCUUGGAAUUGGCGAAGAAAAUGCUCGGUCAGUCGGGUUCUCCAGAAUCGCUCAUUGGAAGGCGGAACGGUCGCAUGCGAUGGGCAAUGGCACGGAUUGGGUGAGCGUGUGGAGGCGUGGGAUGUAAGGAGGUGGGCUGGGUUACAGUCCUGACGCCUA